Molecule: messenger RNA, 285 nt
Organism: Caenorhabditis auriculariae
Lineage: Eukaryota; Metazoa; Nematoda; Chromadorea; Rhabditida; Rhabditidae
Source: the annotation of a GenBank genome assembly
UGACAUCCAAUUAGUUAACGUCUUGCUCGACUUGUGGUUUGCUGGUAUGGAAACCUCGGCGAAUACUCUCACCUGGGCGAUUGCCUACACUUUGAAUAACCUUGAAACUCAGGUAAAAUCCUGAAAAGUCUAGUGAGAUUUCUGAAAGUUUAGGAUAAGCUUCACGAAGAGCUGGACCGUGUUAUCGGGUCGGAUCGCGAUAUUUUGAUGGCCGACAAAAAUGAUCUCGUCUAUGUCAAUGCUUUCAUCAAUGUGGGUUUGAGGAGAAAAAAAAUAAUUCUCUGA